UUCACUGGAAAAUGUUGACGUGAAAAAAGUACACUGCAUGGCGCAAAUUAUGGAAUUUCUUUUAAAUUUAUUGUUAUUACGAGGAAAAUUUCUAACUACGACGGCAGCUGAGACGUUACACGAGGCAAUUAGAAAAUGUUUGCAGUUCAAGCGAAAAAUUGCAAUAGAAUAUAACACCACGCAGGUCAUCAUGCCAUUCGAAAAUAUGCUCGAAGUUAUCAAUUACAAUUCAAGUCAAUACACGUGCGAAGGAAGAAACCUUGUAAUCACAACUCAAGAAGAAUAUGACUUGUACGAAAAACUAAGAAAUAAUCGAAAUCAAUGUCAACAAAUUCAGCAGUCAACUAGUGCGCCUGCAGAAGAUGCAGCUGCCGGACCUUCCGAAACACCUUCUUCGAAAAUAGAACAAAUGAAUGCAAUUCCCGAAUGGUUACGGCAGGAGUCCCUUAAAUCCAAAAAAGAAAAUUCUGUGAGUGAAGACUACAUAAUUGACAACUUACAUGCAAUUCUUAAAUCGCAGGAAUAUCUAUUUAAAAACGUCAUCAAAUUAGUGAAGCUUCUUGAAAAAAAUGAAGUAUUGACGGGAAGGAAUCAGAAGCUGGAGAAAGUUAAAAAGAAGUUAGUUGCGUGUACAGAUAUUUUGUCUAACAAUGCUCAAACGCCAAAAUUUUCGAGCAUCAUCAACAAUAUCAUCGAAGAAGAAAUAACACGCUGCAGAUUCAGGCACGGUGAAAGCAAGACUAGUGCUGAAAUAAAUCUGAAGGCCCCUCGAGUAGAAGGAAUUGAAGUCGCACUUGACACUUCACAUAUCAAAAAACUGCAAAACGUGUACAAAGAGAAAGACACAAAACACGUAAAGGUAUCAAAGAAACAAGAAGAGAAACAAGUAACAAAAAUAGUCAAACAGGAAGAUAAACGACUAGUACUUGUAACAAAACCUGAGGCACCCAAAAUAAAUGUAAAAGACGACAAAAUCAAGGAAAAUAAAAGCGACGCCAAAAUAAAGUUAAAUACGCCAGAAGCUUUGAGACGAACCAAGUCUGACUCACUUGUACAUGCAAACAAACCCGAAGGCAUACACAAAUUAAAUAGGAACACUCAGACGUUCAUAGAAGAAACACUCAUGGAUUUAGAAAAUUCGAAGAAACUCAUACAGGAAAACGAAAGACAUUUUAAUAGGUUUGAAAAAGCGUUAUGGCACUCUUUAACAACGGUUAAAUUCAUGGCUCUAAAAGAUGAACACAUGAAUAUGUGUAAAUGUGCGUUUUAUAAUAAAAGACACUUUAUAGCAACGGAAAACGAUAUACUGAAAAAAUUUAAACAGGAAGCAGAAAGCGAAAACUUUAACAAAUUUAAGGAGAUCAAUAAUAAAAUGUUCCAGAUGGUGGAACGGAAAUUGAUGUUUGAGUCAGUGCGUGAAGAACUGAACAACAGUGGUCACUUUUUACCACCUGAAGAGAACGGAAUUCCACUGUCAGGAGGGGACAAAAAAAGCAAAACUCAGAAACAUGUUACAAAAACCGAAAUAGUAAAAAGUCAAAAAGCGGAAGAUCAACAUGCAAUCAAGGAACUCACAACAGAAAGAAACCAAUUUCAGAACAUCGUAAAAGAAAAUAUAGCAGUAAAAAGUCCAAAACCGGAAGAUAUCGUGAGUGAAGAUAAUCCCUUUAUGAAGUUACGGGAAGAACUGCCACAAAAUAACCUAGAACUGCGAAAUCAAGUGAAUGUCAAAACACAUUUUCAACAAAUAGGGUUCCCUCAGAAGUCACAAACAAAACUUCAACUGCAACACAGUGAAUCAAAACGGACAAAAGAAGAUAAAAUAGGAGAAAAACCAACAGAUACGACGAAAAACUCAGGCACUAUUUUACAAAAGAAAUAUAGCAGUACAGUUAUGAGUGGUGAUAAUAAACAUCCCUCAUGUUCUGAAGAUAUAGCCAUUCCGAUUGAAAGUCUCCAAAAAAUUCGUAACGAGCAAGAAACAAAUACUAUUAUUAACAGCUUCAAGUCAAUAAAAAGCAAGGAUGCUAAUUUAAGCGCAACACAGGAUGAAAAUAUUUCAAAAACUACAAAAAAAAAUGAGACUGAUAACACACCAAUAGCAAGGAAGAGCUCAGAAGAAUAUAAAACAAGUAAUACGAAAGACGAAAAAUAUGUAGGUUUUAAUAUCAACCCUAUGGACAAGGAUUCUGUUAAUAUAAUUAGAAGUAAUUCUGAACCGACUUAUAACAAUGUGAAGAUUCAACGAGUAAUUAGCUUCUCGCGCAUUAAAAAACUACGAUACCCUCUCAAAAUGGCAGAAGUCGACAGAUUGAGAAGUAUUGACAGAAAUGAAGUUCUGGAACAAAAACAUUCAGAAAUGUUUCCAAAAUCUUCUCAAAAAACCAGAUCGCGUAAAAAGAAACUAUAUUUGAACCAACUUUUGAAAAAAGGUAAUGUUGUAAAAAAGAAACAAUGUGUAGAAGAAAAACCUACACGUGUUCACUCUAGUCCUUCACUGUUAAAAGGGGCAAGUGUCCCAGUUACGCAAAAAAUUGAACUUUCUCAAAAUUUGCCAGAAAAAUUGGCUUCCGAGGAAAAACAACUUUCAGAUAACGUAAAUAUCAAAGAAAAUGCCGAAGAAAAGCCUCUAGAUAAUCCCUUACAACUAAACACGAAAAUAAUUUCAAACGUGGAAAACAUAAACAUUAAUGUAGAAAAAAAUGCAGAAACUUUACCUCUCCUUUGUGAAGAAGAAACAUUAAAAACGCAGAACUUAUCAGAAAGAACUAUUUUGAAAAAUGAAGAAGCAAAAGAAAACCUAGAAGAAAAGUUUUCUGAACAUUCUCUAGAGAAAUUAACAUUGCAGCAAAACCUUCCGAAUAGUAUUACAAUUCCUACAGAUGUCUGCGGAAACGAAAAAUUGCCAGAUGAUUUAUUAGGCAACGCCUCAAGAGCACCAAAACCAGAACGCCAUUUAGUACAAAGUGAAAGUCUUGAUAAAGAACAGAUACCAGAACAAAAACAGAUUGUAGAUAACCGCGGUCUCGAUAAAAAAACAAUUAUAACGCAAAAAUUAAUACUUCCUCAAAACAUGCUGGAAAAUAAAGGAUUGAAAAAUCUAGAAAAAAAGAUUGCCGACCUGUGCGCAACAUCACAAGAAAAAAAGUUUGUUAUGCCUGAAUUACAUACUAUGCCAUCACGGAAAAUUCCAGCAGCAGUAACAACACCAUUUAAAAGUGAACUACGACCAAAAUAUGCGAAAGAACAAAGAAAAGCUCCAACAACUAAGUCCGCAGUAAGGGGCGAAGUGAUGAAAACACAAUUUCCAAAACACCAUGCUUUAACACCACAAGCUGUUUCUGCUUCAGUUGCCUCUGUAAACAAACAAAAAUUGUGGAAUAACCAAAAUUUCACCAAUGCAACAAGGUUGGUUCCAGACAAACCACAGAAAAGGCCACCAAACUGGAAAGUUACGAUGGAAACGGUUUCGUCGGUAGGUGAAAUGAAUAACUUCGCAGACAUUCCAAAUUUUCAAAGCCAUCAAGAAAAAGUAUCCCCUAGAAGUGCUGCAAGCACUUCAGCAAAAGCGCAAAAAGUGUCUCACGAAAAGCGUGUAGAGAUUGUGGAAAAAUAUUCACAAAGGACAUCGCCACAGCCACUUCCUAAUUUCAAAUCUCUUGAUAAUAAUGUAGUCCAAAAGAAGAAAACUACUCGAAAAUCGCCAGAAAUUUUUGUAUCAAUUAAGGAAAAUACGUUUGCCAACAUUAAAAGAGAUAUUCUCAUGCAAGUAAAUGCAAAAAAAUUUAACAAAACUAAAACUGACGAAAAAAUAUUAGCAAAUGCUCCUUCCCAACAAAUUACAGUACAAAAAGGCAAUAAAAAGCAACAAGAAUCACACAAAGAAGUGUUACCAAAUGUUCCUUCUCAACAAAUUACAAUUCAAAAAGGGGGUAAAAAGGAACAAGAAUCACACUCUGUUCUGAAAUUUUCUUCUCAAAAAACUGCGGCACAAAAGGAAAAAAUAUCACAGAAAUCUAAAUUGAAAACUGCUGAUACUAAAAUGGGAAAAUUGCUUACUCCUUCUGGCGAUGCGCAAAAAAAGAAGGAAGAGAAGAAACCCAUGUACACGGUGGAACCGAAAAGCGAAACUGAUAAAGCAAAAAAAGAAAAAAUGUUUAAAGAACUCGAAGCCACAAUACGGAGUGUUAAAAUUUUCGUCGAUAACACUCCUAAAAGACCUACCAGGUUCUCAAAGGCAACAAAUGAAAGGAACAAACGUAAAUUGAAUGAACCAGUUAGUAAAUGUAUGUCCACGAAACAACUGGCAACUAUUCUCAAACAACAAUCUGGCAGCUCUAAAAUAAAACAAGAAAUCAAGUAUAGCAACACUUCUGAACAAAUUAGUAAUGACAUUAUACUAAGCAAACAUCGUCCAUUCAAAGAAAGUAGAAAGCCAACUAGCAAAUAUUCACUACCCAGCGAAAAAACGUUCUUAAAAAAAUCGAAAAAUAUCCACACGCAAGAAAAAGAAAACAAAGAAUCGCAGACGAAGAUAGCUGAAAAUUGUCGACCGAACGUGCAAAUGCUGCGUACUACGAAAAAUGCUAUGAAGAGACAACAAGCAUCAGUAAUGACACCGAAACUUUCCAAAAAUAAUGAAGACAAAAAAAAGUCGCAAACCAAUGUGCCUGCAGUUAAAGAUACGUAUGUCCCAAAAUCGGGUCAAAAGAAGCAGCCCGUUGAAAAGAAAGGCUUGGUGACUGAUCACGUUACCAAAACGGAAACUCAUGUUGGUGCCAUUGCCAGAACUGUUACUCCUCGAAGUGCGUUCAACAGCUCGAUCGUAAACAAGAAUGUCAAUAAAGCGCCGUGUGGAAAAAUUUAUUGUGUUAAAUGGAAAACAGAAAAAGUUACUGAAACUCUCGAUACUCCUAAAACUUAGUGUGUUGCACGCGUUACAAGAUUGUAAAAUGUCUAAAAAUGCAGUAAAAAUGCUACUUUAUGUGAGACAAAAAAGUUUUAAUCUCCAAGCAAGCGUGGUGGCCACAGUAGAAAUGUGUGUCAUUUUUUGUCUAAUUCUCAGGUCAUGUCUCAAAAAUAUACAUUACGUUGGAA
Molecule: messenger RNA, 5097 nt
Organism: Zophobas morio
Lineage: Eukaryota; Metazoa; Arthropoda; Insecta; Coleoptera; Tenebrionidae
Exons: 2
Coding region: 38-4924 (1628 amino acids)
Source: RefSeq, a predicted model, not a curated record